AUGGCAACCAAAUCAUGGAUCGAAUGGAUUCUGUCCCUCCUGCCUCGACCGCCGCGUAGAGACGGUCGUCGUCGUCGUGGCGGCAGACGGUCAGUCUCGCCAAGUGUCACGCGCGGCCAGGGGAAUCGAGUCGGCAGAAUUAUCGAUGGCCGUAUCACAAAGGGCAUUUCACCAUCGUCACCAAAGAGAUCUGGCAGCUCUAGGAAGACUUCUCCGAGAACAUCACCCACCAAGCCAACCCAGGUAGGUCAGCUAAGUCUGUCACCAAAGCGAUCGACGCCAGCAAGCAGUCCAAAGGGCAGUCCAGUGGAGCCACAUACUGGCCACACCUCUGAAAAAGAUCCGGCCCAUGGCUCGCCCGGUGGUAAAUCGAAGCCCAACUCACCUCCUGCUAGUCCAUCAAAGUCUGAUCCUGCAAAGACUGAGGGUCCUGCGUCUAAGUCAGGCUCGCAAGGCAGUGGGCAACCAGAGAGUCCCGCAAAGACUCCUUUGCCAGCACCAGGGACCCCGGCCAUCGAGUGGAAUCGCUUUCCUGAAGAGAUGACCUCACGACGUACCAAAGGAUUGGGCAAUGACGGCAACUUCUGCUAUCGAAACGCAACAUUACAAGCUCUGCUUCAUCUGCCAGGCUUCUACAGAUACAUGAGAGGCAUGCAACACAGUUGUCUCGAGACAUCGAAGAAGGACCUCUGCGUCGCCUGUGCUUUGAAAGCUCUUACCUUCAUAUAUUGGCAUGGGCAAGAUGCAAUAGACUUCACAAGGAGAGGAGAUGACUCGUUAGGGGAUGACGCGUGGGAGGCCGCACUCGAUGGCCCUCAUGCGGCGCUGAAGACUUUCAACAAUGCGUGCGGACGCAAUCUCCCGGAGGCCAAAGAGGUUCGGCGAGAGUUUAUCAAGCUGCAUCAAAGCGAUCCGUACGACUUCCUGCAGUACCUUUUGGAGCACAUUGGUCGCAAAGAAAGUCCUGAGGACAUCAACACUUUCGCGAACAUGUUUGCUAUGCCACUGGAAACAAGCUGGACGUGCGCAGAUUGUGGGGAGACUACCACGACCAAGACAGGUGGUGCUGAAGCCCUCAGUGUUGGUAUACAAGACCCUCGACCAGGCUUGACACUCACGGAGUACGUUGCACACGAGCUAGAAGAUCUUAGACGAGUCAAAUGUGACAACAAAACCUGCCCAGGAACAUCUGCCAAAAGUAAGAUGGACAAAGAGGAGGGUCCUGUACGGCACUGGCAGAAAAGAAUAGUCAGUUCGCCAGAGAUCAUGGUCAUCCGUAUGAUACGGUACGGCUCUUACAUCGACAAGAAGGGACGUUUACAGACGCGGAAGAUCUUCGAUGACGUUGCAUUUGAAGAACUCCUGGACCUGAGCGACUUUGCUGGUGAGGACUGUGUCUACAGGUUGGACGCAGUGGUGGCUCACAGUGGAAAAGACAUUCACAGAGGGCACAUCAUCGCUGCUGUGAGGGACUUCCACGGCGAACAGUUCCACAUCAUCAACGACGAUGCAGUCUUGGGGCCUUCGAAGAGAGGGCGUGGAGAAUUUGCAGAACUGCAGCAUCCAAUCUGUCAGGGCAGUGAGAAGCAGCCGUAUAUGCUGUUCUACAGCAAGCUCAACUAG
Molecule: messenger RNA, 1623 nt
Organism: Fulvia fulva
Lineage: Eukaryota; Fungi; Ascomycota; Dothideomycetes; Mycosphaerellales; Mycosphaerellaceae
Exons: 1
Coding region: 1-1623 (540 amino acids)
Biological process (GO): protein deubiquitination
Molecular function (GO): cysteine-type deubiquitinase activity
Source: RefSeq, a predicted model, not a curated record